GCUUGCUCCGCUAAUCUCGUCCACGCCAGAGGCUGACAGACUUCUCUCCGCCGUCCUCCUCGAUCUCCUCCCUCCCUGCUGCCCUGUUGCUUUGCUUUGGCCUUUUGCCUUUGGCCUUUGCAUCUCUUUGCUAAUGCCAAUGGCGAUGGUGAUGUUAAUGGCCGCCACCUCGUGCUCCUGGUGACCUUAACCCCUCCCUCCCCUCCCUUCCUCCUCGCUAAACCCACCCCCGCUGAACCAAUCUUCCUUCUCAUAUCAUCUCUCGCUAAUCAAUUAGCUGGUUCAUGCCGGAGCAAUGAGGCGGGUGGCGCCGGCGACCGUCGCUUCUGCCCACGGAGACGGAGGUGUCCACCAAGGCCUCACCCACCACGGAGAUGCCCACGCCUCGCCCACCGCGACGCACGGUUGCGCCUGCCCCUGCCGCCGCGGCAAGGCCACCGCCCACCACGCCGUCGCCGGCAAUGCCGGGGGCAACGCCAGCCGCUCGCCGGAGGCCAAAGCCCCCGCCUUGCCGCGGCUCUGCAUCUGGGACUCCGCCGGCGACGGCACCAAAGAGAAAGAGGCCGCCGUCUCCGUCUCCGUGGCGUGGCCGGACGAGGCCGCCACCCCGCGCACCAAUCCGCCGCCGCAACGGUGGAGGCGGCCCGGGAAGACCAUCUCCAAGGGCCACCGGAACUACCACCUCAUGCUCAACCUGCAGCUCGGCAUCAGGCACGCGGUGGGGAGGUCGGCGGCGAGGCCGAUGCGGGAGCUCAGCCGGGCCGACUUCGAUCCCCGGGACAAGUUCUGGACGCGGUUCCCGCCGGCGGGGUCCAGGACCACGCCGCCGCACUCCUCCGACGAGUUCCGGUGGAAGGACUACUGCCCCAUGGUCUUCAGGCACAUGAGGAGGAAGCUGUUCGGCGUCGACCCGGCGGACUACAUGCUUGCCAUCUGCGGGGACGACGCCCUGCGGGAGCUGUCGUCGCCCGGGAAGAGCGGCAGCUUCUUCUACCUCACGCACGACGAGCGCUUCAUGAUCAAGACCGUCAAGAAAUCCGAAGUCAAGUUGCUGAUCCGGAUGUUGCCGAGCUACCACAAACACGUUAAACGGUACAACAACUCCCUCAUCACAAGGUUCUACGGCGUUCACUCGGUGAAGCCAUAUGGUGGGCACAAGGUACGGUUCAUCGUAAUGGGCAAUCUGUUCUGCUCGGAGCACCGGAUCCAUCGCCGUUACGACCUGAAAGGCUCCUCCUACGGCCGGAAAUCCGACAGGUUUGAAGAAGAGACCGGCGAUGCAACCACACUCAAGGAUCUGGAUCUCAACUUUGCGUUCCGGAUGCAGCGCUCUUGGUAUAAAGAGCUUCAUGAGCAACUUAGACGAGAUUGCGCGUUCUUGGAAUCGGAGGGCAUCAUGGAUUACAGUCUAUUGGUUGGAGUUCACUUUUGCGAUGAUAUUGUCCCUGCAUCAAAGAUGGCAUCAUCUACUUUUACUACUUUUACUACUUCUCCUGAGCUUUCAGCCAACAUGCUGUCGGCAUGCCAAAACAGCGUCAGCGUGUCUGAGCCGUGCCUCUCAGCUAAAGAUCUGGACAAGAUGGCCGAUCACCUGAACUUCAGGAAACCAUUGGCCAGACUGGGUGCACACAUGCCAGCUCGAGCGGAGCGCACAUCCAUGAGCGACAUCGACCCUUUCCCCUCUGGUGACGGGGGAUUCUCGUCUGGCCGGAGCAAGAGCGGGGGUGAAGCCUACGACGUCAUCCUCUACUUUGGGAUAAUCGACAUCCUCCGGGACUACGACAUCAGCAAGAGGCUGGAGCACGCAUACAAGUCGCUGCAGACGGACCCCAGCUCGAUCUCCGCGGUCGACCCCAGGCUCUACUCGCAGAGGUUCCAGGAUUUCAUGGGCAGGGUUUUCAUCAAGGAGUGCUAGUGUACCACAUAAGUUUUGAUGUACUACUAUACACACAUCAGUAGAGGUUGUAGUGGCUGAAUUUUUUAGACACAGCCAGGGUUCAUGGAGAGGGAGGAAGAGGUGGUGUCUGUAAAUGGUUUGUGUGAUUUGGUUAGUGAGGGGCAGAUCAGAUCCCUGAUUUUGUUUGUUAGUGAGGGUCUCGCUUUGUUUUUUCUCUUUCUUUGGGCUUGUUGAGUUGUGCCCUCAGCAGAACCUUAUGACUUGUUGUGGUACUUGGGUGUGUGUGUGUGGACUUGGUGUGGUUGUAUGUCCUUUGGCGGUCUGCUUUAUCUAUAAAGCGGGGCGAAAGCCUUUUUCGGUUUA
Molecule: messenger RNA, 2260 nt
Organism: Triticum aestivum (bread wheat)
Lineage: Eukaryota; Viridiplantae; Streptophyta; Magnoliopsida; Poales; Poaceae
Product: phosphatidylinositol 4-phosphate 5-kinase 2-like
Exons: 7
Coding region: 296-1915 (539 amino acids)
Biological process (GO): phosphatidylinositol phosphate biosynthetic process
Cellular component (GO): plasma membrane
Molecular function (GO): 1-phosphatidylinositol-4-phosphate 5-kinase activity
Source: RefSeq, a predicted model, not a curated record